Molecule: messenger RNA, 195 nt
Organism: Penicillium digitatum Pd1
Lineage: Eukaryota; Fungi; Ascomycota; Eurotiomycetes; Eurotiales; Aspergillaceae
Source: RefSeq, a predicted model, not a curated record
AUGAGAAAAGCACGCAGCUGUACACACAUAUGCCGGACGGGGGUUUGGAGGAAAUUGGGGGAAGAGCCUAAGCUCAAGGGCCGCAACACAGACAAAAGUCGAGCCCUCGAGUCUGGGAGUCUGGAAGAAAAAAAAGGGGAUUUAGCAGAAGACAUUCCGCUUGGGAAAAUGGCACCGCUGUGCACAUCGUAUUAA